GGGUGCAUUUAGGAGGAAAAAAAAGUUCGAAAAUUCUAAUAUAAGAUUAAAAACUCUAGUUUUCUUUUUUAUUGAGUUGGAAAAUUCAUGUGAGAUUUGGAAUAAAAGUUUGUCCGGCUAGUAAUACCUUGAGAUUUGGUUUAUGCCAAUACGUGUCGAGCUGCUGUUGGUUUACGUCAAAAUAGUCCCUGUCGGUUCCCACAUUGGAACAUUUCCAUCAAAAUUCAAAAGAAUGGUCACGCAAAAGAAAUGCCCAAACUUGGUAAUGGAAGAAAAUGCAAGGGAGACCCAAGUCGCCCAACUAUGAAUACGAAAGCUCUUCCCAUAAAAACGUACACGACCUGAGCAGUCUCAACUCCUUAUCUUCUUCCUCAUAAACACCAAUGGCGAUAAGCUUCAAGCUCUUUCCCCUUCUUCUCUUGUUCUCAUUAGGCUCUAUAGCUUCAACAACCGUGUUUACCAUCAACAAUCAAUGCACCUACACAGUUUGGCCUGGUAUUCUCUCGGGAAACGGACCGAACCUAGGGGGUGGUGGGUUCUCUUUGCAAUCGGGGCAGUCAAUCCGGCUCCAAGCCCAACCCGGAUGGUCAGGGCGGUUAUGGGCCAGAACUGGGUGCAACUUUGACCCUUCUGGCAAUGGCACGUGCCUCACCGGCAACUGCGGUGGCUCGCUCAAUUGCGUUGGCGGUGGCGAGACGCCAGUAACGCUAGCAGAGUUCACACUUGCUUCCGGCUCCACCGACAAGGACUUCUAUGACGUGAGCCUGGUGGACGGGUACAACGUCGGAAUGGGUGUAAAAGCUAUCGGCGGAAUAGGUGACUGCCAGUAUGCUGGCUGCGUGGCGGACCUAAACGAUGACUGCCCGAAGGAGUUGAGUGUCACGGACUCAAACUCGCACUCUGUGGUCGCGUGCAAGAGUGCGUGCGCGGCGUUCAACACAGCCGAGUUUUGCUGCACCGGAGAUCAUUCGACGCCGCAAACUUGCUCCCCCACGCAGUAUUCAACGUUAUUCAAGAAUGCGUGUCCGACAGCGUAUAGUUAUGCCUACGAUGAUGCUUCGAGCACAUGUACUUGUUCUGGGUCAAAUUACUUGAUCACUUUUUGCCCGACGGAUCGUGAUCAUUAAAAAAUAUUAAUUGGGGGAGAUGACUUUCCAAGUGUUUCUUCGUUUAUGAUUUAAUGAUGGGGACAAGUAUGUGUGGGUUUUAGGUUAUUGUUGAUUUUAGGUAGUUAUAUAAAACAAAAUGAUGCUAUUCUUUGCCUUAGUAUGGUUAUUGCUCUUGCUUUGA
This is a messenger RNA of Corylus avellana, 1290 nucleotides long. Its product is annotated as pathogenesis-related thaumatin-like protein 3.5. The record is from RefSeq and is a predicted model, not a curated record. Lineage: Eukaryota; Viridiplantae; Streptophyta; Magnoliopsida; Fagales; Betulaceae.